AUGGAUCCUUCGUCGCCGCGCACUCUGUCCACUCUGUCCACCAGGUCAAACCCGCUCAAGCAGAUAUAUGACAGGAACCACCCAGAUGUCCCCGACUCAAAUCUGUACCAAACCACGAACAGUGUCGACAAGCUUCCCGAGAUCAAUCCGAGCCGGCGUCUUUCGUUGAUGAUCCAUCCCCCAGCCUCUCCAGCCUCUCCGGCGACGCUACCGAGGGCUGCAUUCCGACGCACGUCCCUUGGGAUCGUCAAGGCCGAAGCCGAGCUGCUGCAUCCCAGCCAGCCAAGGAUCCGUACCCGCAGCGAUAGUGCUGUUCUGGACCCCGACACCGGGACUCCAAGCCCACAGCGCACCCCCCGACGGCGGGCAAGUGGCAUCACCACUCCCGUUCAUGAGGGACUAAUAGUGCCUCUUGCUCCGGAGGUGUCUCGCCGUGCAUCGGCUAUAGCCUCACGGAGCUCGCAGACAACUCUUGAGGCGAGUCAACGUUCGGUACCGACAGGAGAAAGACGACCAAGCCACUUGAAACUACGAUCCAAGACAGUUGGCGACGAUGACUCCAUGAAUCUCGAGCAACGACUGCUCGUCAAGCUCAAGAAAUAUGCUGAAACGCUGACCUCGGAUGACGAUAUCUCGUGCCUCAUCGAUGCAUCCAAGAGAACCUCACUCAGCGAGGAGAGUGCCCUUCCGAGGAGAAAGUCCAUCGUCACUGACCUCCUGGAACUGACCACCACACCCAAGCCGACAAUAUCAUCCCGCCUCCAGAGCCUCGGCAUGUCCAUUCGUCAGUACCUGCAGCUAUCCAUCACGGGCAGCCAGCGAUCCUCGGCGACAAUCAAAAAGUUCAAGGCGGCCGUGCGACGAGCCAUCAUCAUAUGGCUCACUGCCCGGGCAUUCAAGUGCUCGCUCCAACAUGACGGCGCCGAAGUCUGCCAUGGGUUAUCGGGAAUGUGGGAAAGCACGGUGCUCUCGAUGGAGGUCCGAGCGCUGUUUGCGCGGCCCCAGUUUACAUGGACAAACGAGGACUGGAAGAAGCUCAAAAACACUCUCAAUGCCGUUCCAGGAUGGACUAUGCGGUUCACGGACGAGAUCAGGGAAAUGCUGAUUGCCCGGAUGACGCUUGAAAUGCACACGUCUGGGACGGUGCUGUUUCGCAAGGGCCAUCGCGCCGAAGGCUGUUAUCUGUUGAUCAAGGGACAGUGCAAGGCUGCCGGAGCCGACAACAAAGACUUCUUCCGACCCGGCGACAUGAUCGGCGAGACCGAAUUCUCGGUCGAGGACAAGACGGUCCGCAGACGCCCAAACACCAUCGCUUGCCAAUCCGACUGUGCCAUGAUGCGCAUUGGGGGCAACGACUUUCUGGAGAUCAUGGACAUCGAGGGUCAUGCGGUCAAAAAGGCCGAUCUCAUCAUCGAGCUCUUCCGGACACUGCCGUUGUUCAGCGGAUGCUCGUGGAGGACCAUGUCGUUUUUCGCCCAAGCAUGCGAGACCGUCUUUGUCGAUGCCAAGCAAGUUGUUUUGACCCAAGGCGACCCCAUCCGGUAUCUGUACAUCAUUCUCACAGGAACCGUCGACGUUAUCAAGGUCAUAUAUCUCACCCGCCACGACGACAACUACCAGCUGGUCAGGCUUCGCAGCGAUGAAUAUCAGUCGCUGUACAGGAACUCGGACCAUGUCAAGGAGAAGCUGCUCAGCAUCCGAUCUCUCAAAUCGGGCGACUCCUUUCCGUAUAUCUCGCCGGACAUCCAUGCACCCACAGACGUUUCGUUUGUCGCUGCGAUGAAGGGCGAGUACCUCAAGAUCAAACUGCCUCGGAUGGUACUGCUUCACAUAUCUUCAACCGACCUGUGGGACCAGUCCGACAUAUAUGACGGGGAAGAGGGUGCCGAGCUCCGUGCUCGUCUGACUGACCAGCACGCUGAGUCAGAGGCACAGAUAGCCCUGAUCGAGGAGACAUACUGUCUGCAGAAGAACAAGGAGAUUGCCAAGCGGAAUCUCAGGAAAGAUCUGCUGCCCGACCUCUCGACCCUCGCCGACAGCGAGCCCAAGACGGAGCGCCUCCCUGACCUCUCCCCGGCCCUUCCUCUCGGUGACCUCAGUCGACGUCGGGCGACUCUGGGAGGAUAUCGGCGGUGCUAGAUACCCACAGCGACGUGGCGAUGGUGAUCUGGGUCAUGCAAAUACAUUCGCGCAAGUAUGGCUUCAGAUCGAGUGCCGCGUGUCUCCAUGCAGAUUCGGGAAAUUGGUCGGUGUUUCAUGAUCUGCCAACCUGAGCCACCGCUCAUGGGACAGCAUCACUUUGUAUAUCGUGAUAUAUUGAAUGUCAAAUACAGUGCCCCUCGAGAACUGCUGCUGCCACAUGGUACCGUCCCGCAAGUCUGCUGUUUGGGACCGUGGUUGCUGGGAUGGUGAAAACGGCGUGGCUGCUCGGCUGCUCUGGUUGCAUGUUUGGCUGGAGUGACUUGAGCGUUAGAAGUUGCACUCGGGAGGGACUCGGGGAUCAG
This is a messenger RNA of Polychytrium aggregatum, 2504 nucleotides long. RefSeq lists its product as uncharacterized. NCBI's taxonomy places the organism in Eukaryota, Fungi, Chytridiomycota, Chytridiomycetes, Polychytriales. Bases 1 to 2139 code for a protein of 712 amino acids. The transcript is spliced from 5 exons. The record is from RefSeq and is a predicted model, not a curated record.